Molecule: messenger RNA, 1458 nt
Organism: Akanthomyces muscarius
Lineage: Eukaryota; Fungi; Ascomycota; Sordariomycetes; Hypocreales; Cordycipitaceae
Exons: 7
Coding region: 1-1458 (485 amino acids)
Biological process (GO): regulation of DNA-templated transcription
Cellular component (GO): nucleus
Molecular function (GO): DNA-binding transcription factor activity, RNA polymerase II-specific; zinc ion binding
Source: RefSeq, a predicted model, not a curated record
AUGGCAGCCUCAGUCACCUUACCCUCCAUCCAGGAUCCUCACGGAGGAAACUACUCUGGGCAGCCUCCGCCCAGCCGUGGCUAUCCCCCGGAUCCACGAUAUGCCUCGCCCAAUGGCGGUAACGGGUAUCCGCCUCCUGGACAAGCCGGCCAUCCACCCGGCUAUCUGCCUCCUCUGCAGCCUGGGUCUGAUCAUCGAUCCCCGGCCUACCCGCCAGAGCAUCGCAGCAGCUACUACGAUGACAGACGCCACCCUCAAUACAGUGACUAUCCGCCCGACUACUACUACCGUCAGGGGGGCCCACCUCCCAAUGGCUACCCUCGCGAUUAUCGCGGUCCUCCACCUGGAUCAUACCCUCCAGAUUUUGGCCAGGGAGUUGGUGCUCCAAUGGCGCAAGCGGCGCCGCGACAGCGGACCUCUAUCGCUUGUAGAUACUGUCGGAAGCGCAAGAUUCGAUGCAGUGGCUACCAGAGUGCCCCCGGAGGCAAAUGCCAGAACUGCGCAAGAAUGAACCAGGAGUGUAUUUUCCAGCCCGUCUCCUCUUCGAGCUCUACAGCCUUUGUCCCACUCUCCGCAGUUCAAGGCGGCGUUCCUCCUGGCACGCAGCUGUUCGGCGCCUACGGCCAACCUCUCGCCCCCAACUCGGUUCCUGGUGGGCAUCACUACCCUCCUCACCACGGAGGGCCACCUGCCCCAGGCGGCGCGUACUACGGCCAGCCUGGAAAUUCGCCGACCGAACCCUAUGCGCCCUAUGGUGGGGAUCCUCGAGAGGAUCCGUCUAUAGCUGUCGGAAAGCGAUCCAGAGAUGCCAUGGAUCGAGACGAAGACUGGCGAAGACAGGCACCUCGAAGCGCCCACGAAGACGACCCACGAAGACGGUCUCCGGCCGAGUUUUCCAGCACGAGCAGCCCUGGCGGUGGCAAGUACCCUUAUCCCGUACCCCGACAUAGCCCGCAUGCAGCCUCUGCAUCUACUGCUGGCGCUCAAUCUCGCUCUCCUGGUGGUCAAAACGGCUCUAGCGGUGCUUCAACCCCCGUUCGUCAACCUGGCGUGCCUGCGACACAGGCUCAGCAAGCACCCACAUCCAAAAUGAGCUUGAGCAACCUGACGGAAAUUCAAGUUUGGCAACAAACGCUCGUGUUUUACAAUUGCACGUCUUUUUUAAACUAUACGUACGAAGAUGGUAACGCCUCACGGCACAUAUCGUGCGCCUGGCAUUCAAGUGUGACUCGUCGCCUUUUGGGCAGGUCACCUCGAACAGGGGCCAGACAUUGCAUUGCAGACCGACGAUUUGGUUAUCUGACUUUAUGGGGUGGCUACCAACGCAAAGUCUCUAUCACCAAGCGAAAAUUUUCGAAGCUGACCGAGAAAUUGGCAGUCACGCUGACCGCAACGACUACUCCGGUCAGCUGUGCGGCUAUCAUCCACCCCCUCCUUCACAGACGCAAACUUCACUAA